AACAUCAAUAGAACGGAUUAGUUGAUAGUGAAAAAAAGUGUACCGAUCAGUUUUUUUGCCCUCGGUCGAGAUUCAUCCAGAUUAUUUGAUUUUUUUUUGGAGCCCAGCACCCGAAAAAGAGUCGUAAAGGAUCAUCGAUCUUCCUACAGACGGAUUUAUCAUCUCGUAAUCACGCACCUUACAGUAGCGAUUGAAAAGUGUGAGCAUCGAAAAUCGAAAGGCGAUUUUUUCGGAAAAAAAAAUCGUUACUUUAUUAAUAUAGCGCUGUCCCGGGCAAACGUCCUAUGCGGCGGAGUGCUAUGCGAUUGCGAUGAGUAAUAUCCGUCAACCAAACACGUCAAAUAUGGCAUCAAGCCCAACGAAUAGGUUCCGCAGUGGUCGUAACAUGCCAGCAUGGGUGACCGAAAGCAGCGACCGUGUUGGUCCACCUCCUCCACCGCCACCGAUCAACACCGAUCCUGAGUAUGAGGUCAUCGAUGUGGCAAAUCAACAGCAGUAUUCCAAUGCUCCUCCACCAGUACCGUUGAAAUCGCCAGACAUCAAACGUCUUACCGUGAUGAAGUGCGACCUGUGCGGCUCGGUUUCGCCCACCGUGCGUUGUGAGCAAUGCGAUCACAACCUGUUCUGUGCCUCCUGUGACGAUCGCUACCAUCGACAUCCGAAACGUCAAACGCACGUCAGAAAGCCCAUUGAUCCUCCACCGGUGGCGUCGUCGACGCCCAGUACGAUCAAGCCUCCGCUGCCACCGAAAGGUGACGCCGGAGCCGGUGGACCGUUGCCUCCGCCGAGAAGGACCAAACGGCCUGGGAGUUUCCACCUACCUAGCCCCAUGUUUGGACGCAAGCAGGACCAGCAGACAAUUCCCACGACAGUUCCACAAGGACAACCGGAACAUCAGCAACAGAAACCGCCUCCUCCACCGCCUAGCCCGGCGCUUUCCUUGCGGGAAAAGAUGAACUCCUUGAAGCGAUUCAUACAUCCCUCGAACAGGCCUCUGCCCGAUCCUCCGGAGAACAAAAUUCAUUCUUCCAACUCGUCUCUGGACACCGUUUCGAAGCGUUCGCCAUCCGUUGGCCCAUCGCGAUCCGUUUCGAGCACGAUGGAAAAAAUCCAGAACAACACAGCGGCCACCUUAGAUCGCAUGACACUGUUGCAGCAGCGCUACCGGCAGCACCAGGAGGCGAUGAAGUCCGAUGGAGAUCGCAGCAGGCGGGCAAGUCUUACUUCCAACACGGACCUCCAGUCAUCUGCUACCGAAUCAUCGAACAGCUUCCGUAGCAAGCCGUCAGGUUUUCAGCAACAGCAACAGCUUCAGCAUCAGCAGCAGUUUCAACCAGCGCCUCCGACGCAGCAUCUUCAAUCGAGGUGGAUGAAUCCGCCCGCACCCAGAAUACGAUCUGGAAGUGUUGCCUCCGGCAUAAAUUUGCUGUCCGUCCCGGGAACGUUGAACGGACAGGGCACUGGCUUUGCCGUUGAGCCGACUAAUCUAGGCAAUAGUAAUACACCGUCUAUCUCUCCUACCCAGCACUCGGAGUUUGGCGAUUCGAUGCCGAAUGCUCCGCGUAGCCUUAGCACGUCCGUAUUCAAUCUACAUCAGCCCCCGCAGCAGCAGCAGCCCAAUAUGUGGGGUUUUAACCCUAUUCACCAGGCUCAAUCAAUGGCACACUUCAACCCAAUGCAAUGGAACCAAAUGAAUCCCUGGAUGGCACGUGGCUCGCAGAACGGUUCCAACAUGAGCCUAAAUUUGCCGUCAGCUUCGCAGCAUGGCUAUCAUCACCCUCAAGAUCCGGCCGGAUAUCCGCCUGGCUGGAACGCAUGGGGAGGAAUGUAUCCCUACCCGAUGGGCAUGGGAGGCUAUCCUAUGAUGCCAGGUGUAGUUAUGCCUCCACCAAGAUCGCGCGCCAACUCCCGAUCACGAGCCGCAUCGCCAGCUUUGAGUAUCAAAUCACGCAAAUCCACCAUGUCGAUGCGAAAUCUGAACCGGAACAGCUUCGUUGAUGAUCUGACCGACGACGAGGACUCGGACGAUGCGUUCCAUCGUUCACGUGGACGCACUGGUGAUCGCCGGCGUCGGGAAAGGCUCAACUCGACCAGCAGCGUCGACUUCGAUGAGCCGGAACCGGCCCAAGCGUUCAUUCGGGCAUCGAGUGUUAAACAUUCACGUUUCAACCGCGAUCGUCGUGGUGGUGGAUCAUCAGCGCGAUCGCUUAUCGACUACCCAGUGACGAGAAAACCAACGGCUGCGUCAUCCACUCGCUACGAUCGAGAGGAAGUGACUCGCGAUCGUCUGGAGAAGAUGUCCCUCUCGACGUCUCGCAAAGUAACGUCAGACUCCUUUACGAAUGAGUCCGACGUCGAACCGGAAGGUCGUAGAGCUGCCUCGAAUCGAUCGCGAUCCGGCAACGAUAGUGUCAGUUCACCACGUAAGCUCAACUCUGACUCCAUGACAAACGAUUCGGAUGUGGAAUUCGAACGUAGACGACAAGCUAAACUGCGAGCAGCUCAGACAAACCUUGCAGCCUCACGGCGCAUUCCGUCCGAUUCACAAACGAACGAUUCCGAGCAGGAUCUAGAACGAAAUCGUCAGCAGAAAAGUAAAACGGCUCCACUUCCGGUACCUGCCAAGAAACCACUCCCCAGUUCGGACUCCGAUGGACGGGAGAAACAGCGAAAGAAGAGUGACACCAAAGUGAGUGCUAAACCUGUUGCGGUUGUCCCGAAAAGGAUCCCGUCUGAUUCGCAUACUCCCGACACGGAUGGUUCGGAUCAGCGAAGACGAUUCACCUCGAAGCAGCAGCGACAGCGCAAGCACUCGAGCACCGAGUUCAUCGCCAACGAUUCGGACGUAGAAGCCCCCGAAAAGGACAACAAACAGGUGCCUCAACAGCAGGUAGUCAACGGGUUGCUGGAAUUUCGAACCAUCUCUCCGAACAAAUCGGACUCUGACGAACAGCGUCACCUGAAAACGGUCGAGAUCAAGAACAUCAUAAAUGACACUCGUUCGGAGGUUGACAGUCAUGAAGGUCCUGAAGUCCUGGAGUACUCACCACCACCGCCAGCUCUCGUCGCACCGGAUCGCGAGUGGGAAUGCGAGUUCUGUACGUACGUCAACGAGGCCGGUGUAAAGAUUUGUGCCAUCUGCUGCAAAACGGUCACGCUGAGCGUCGCAAAUGGAGGAGCAAAACAGAAUACCGACGGACAUGCACGAUCACCUCCACCGGAUGUCGUGCAGGAGACACCCCAGGUGACAGAAGUCAAACUGCAGAUCGUACCGCCACAGAAACCAGCCAACGGUAAGCCCCAGGCGGAGAUGAAGAAGAAAGAUGUUGACGACGAGAUGGACACCGAGAUGGACCCGAUCGGAGGUGAGAUUGUCAGAUCAAAAAGUGACGACGACAGUACGCUCGAACGCACAAACGUCGAAAAUGAACCGACAAACUUUGACCAUAAUCGUGCCAACGAGGUCACACAGGUUGAGAAAAGGGUCGUGAAGGAAAAGGUCUCGACGGGGUGCGGACCAUCACCUCCAAGGGAGAUCGUAGAAGUUCCGCGCACGGUUGUCGACGGUGUUCGAUCUCAUCACAGGGCUUCGAUCGGCACAUCACCGCCACCUCAAGACAUGUCUACCCAGACAUACGAUUCGUUUGAGCAGGUGCGUCAAGAAACUGCCCCAAAAAUGCCCCCAGCUGAUAAUCUGGUAAGUGAAGACUCACAGGAACCUCCUCAACAACAUCAGAAAGACUCUCUACCAUCGACGACGCUGUACAAGCGAUCGUACUCUCUCGCUACACCUCAGAUGCUCGAAGUCGACCGACCUGCCAGCCGCAAUAGCAUCUCUAGCGACACACAGAGCCUUCCACCAUCACCACACGAACUGAGCCCUCAGCCUGGUCUGAAAAGCUCGUCACGAUACCACGCAAACCAAGCACUGAACCAAACGUCCCAUCCGAACCAAUCAUCCACAUCAUCCCUUCGCUAUGACCAGCAGCAGGACGAUAGCCUGUCUUACCUGGAUCGGGCCAUUCAUCAGAUCAUUCAAACGGCCAAUCAAGCCAUCGGUGCUGCCGGUCGAUCACCAACCAUCUCCGAAGGGAACAUGUACCGUACAUUUAACGAUCUGCGGCGUAUCGAUAAGAUUCAGCCGGCAAAGGUCGCAACUCUGCCGGCGAUCGCCGAAAAACUCCCUCCACAACAGCCAACGCGCGUAAAUACCAUGGACGAUCAGCAAGAUCCAGAAGAGAUCACGCAAAACGAGGACCGCUCUGAGGUGGUUCAAAGUCUCUUGACGACAAAGGAGGAACCAUCAGAGAUGACGCUUCUUUUACGGGAAGCAGAGCACUACAAAUUCACUGCCGAAGAGUUGCAGGCGGCUAUGAAUCAUUGUGGCGAGAAGCAUCCGGUGCAGUGGCUACGCGGUAACUGGAACAAGUUGAUCGAAACCGUCCAAACGUUGGCCACUAAGUACGGCCACGAGAAACGGGAGAAUAUUAUUGGCACCAUCUCGACUUCCGAGGCUAGAGAGGCAUUGCGGAUGCACAAGGGGAAUAUCUGGCGUGCGAUCACAGAGUGCAUUGAACAGAGGCAACGCAAGUACCACGAGAUCGCCUCGAAGGGUAACUUCACUCGCGAAGACAUCGUCACAAGCCUGACGGCGCAUCAUGGAAACCUCGAGCUAGCCAUGGUUGAGCUAAGCAAAACCCAGCUCAAGCCGUUCCUGAUGCGCAUCUGGGGUCCACCGAAUGGGGCCGAAAACGACAGCGGAAACUUGCUGUUGCAGCAAGCGCUACAAGAGGAUCGAAGUGGAAUCAGCAGUGAAAUUCAGGAGUUUAUUAGUGCCCACGUCGAACAGGAGUUACUUGGGGAAGGAACAUCGCAUCCAUCGGAACAGAGCAUGCAUGCAGAGGAUGGAGAUCAUGGAACGGCGAACACAACCAAACAAGCUAGUGUGCAGGAAGUCGAGCCGGAAAUACAGCAAAUUAUAGAGCCGGAGGAUACCGCUGAAUCGUCAAUGGUGGAAGAAGAACAACGCGAAGAGGUAUGUGAAGAGCAAACAAUGACUUCGUCCAGUACGGAAAUUCUGAAAGACAUCGAGGCCCUCAUCUCACAAAUGGAGCGAAGGCAAGAUACCUCCAAUGGGCCGGUUUUGCGGAACAUUCAGCAACUGCUGAGUCAGCUGGCCGUUAGUGAAAGGCCUCCAUCCGCCACAUCAGUGCGUUCCCAGUCGGAGGAAGGUGCCUCGCCGACAACGCCACCAACUCCCUCUGGUCAGAAGGCUAACGGCAAAGGUACUGCUUCCAAAACUAAAUCUGAAAGUAAAAAGAAAACCACCAGCCCAACAGCCACCACGGUCGAUUCCUCAGCUCGAAGACCGUCGAUCACGCGCAAAAAAUCCAUCGGUAGCCCAUUCGGACCGGUUCAAACGAACACGGUCAAGAAUAUGCAAAAAGAGUUCCUCAACAAAGCAAAGGAAACGCCUAAACCAAGCACCUCAAAAACGAUGAUCAAGCCAGCGAAGCUUGUGCAACCGAAGGCGUUUAGCGCCCGCACAUCGACAACUCCUCCUGGCACACCGAGCAAGGCAUCAACUCCGGCCUCGGAUGGUGCAAGCACAUCGACCAGAUCAACUCCAGGACCGAGCGAAGCUGCCGAGCCUGUUCCAGGUACCUCGCGCGAUACCACGUACAUGUGCGAGAAGUUACUCAAGAAGAAGUACCGUGAGACGUGCUUUAGCGAUGAGUACCAGACAUCGGAUGACGACGAUGAAAGCCGGAUGACGAUCACCGAAAGCGAGCGCACUAUUAUCAAGAGCCUGGUGAAACCAUACGAACCGAACAAUGAGCCACCUGAAGUUCAAGCGAAACAACUGCUAGACGACGGGCUGGUUCAAAAUCUCGCCCAAGCAGAACUUGCCGUGCAACUGAUCGAGCUUCGUUACGCUAAAGAUAAUGCUAUCUGGGCAGCCACACAAUGCCAUACGAUCGACGAGGCGAAGGAUCUUCUGCAAAAGGAGUGCGAGCUUUGUCUGGGCGUGUUCCCCAUGAACGAGAUCGUGUCGAUGCUAAAGUGUACCCACACGUGCUGUCUCGAGUGCACGAAGGAGUACUUCACGCAGGAGAUCACCAAUCGGUCGAUCACAAACUGCAACUGUCCGUACUGUAAGGAGCCGGAUUUGAAUGGACCGAACGUGACGGAGGACGACGUCCUCGAGUACUUCUCUAAUCUGGACAUCCUGCUGAAGAACAUCGUGGAUGAAGAGGUACACGAUUUGUUCCAGCGAAAGAUUCGUGACCGAACGUUGACGCAGGAUCCUCAUUUCAAAUGGUGCGUUCACUGUUCGAGUGGAUUUUUUGCCCGGCCUAAGCAGCGGAGACUCGCCUGCCCGGACUGUGGCUCAAUCACGUGUGCCACGUGUCGCAAACAGUGGGAAUCCCAACAUGAGGGGCUGACGUGUGAAAAGUUUGCCGAAUGGAAGGAAGCCAACGAUCCGGAACUGCAGGCAGAAGGAGUGCAGCGUCAUUUGCAAACGCACGGAAUCAGUUGCCCUAACUGCAAGUUCCGCUAUUCGUUGGCACGCGGUGGCUGUAUGCACUUCACCUGCACGCAGUGCAAAUUUGAAUUUUGCUACGGGUGCAACAAACCGUUCAUGAUGGGAGCGAAAUGUGGCGUGUCUCCGUACUGUGCUAAGCUCGGUUUACAUGCGCACCACCCAAGGAACUGCUUGUUUUAUCUGCGAGAUAAAGAGCCGAGAGAUCUGCAAAAUUUGCUGCUGAUGAACAAUGUUUCGUUUGACACCGAGCCCUCGGAACUGAUGAAGCAAGAACUAAUGAAUGGACAGAGCUCCAUCAUGAAAUGUCCCAUUCCACUGCAAAAGGAAACACCUGCCGGGCUGAUGGACAUGAUCUGCAGUUCGGAUGUUCCCGACAAGCAUGCGGGAUUGUGCAGAACCCAUUACGUUGAAUAUUUGGUCGGUACGGUAUCGAAAGCGCAGAUCGAUCCGCUACCGAUUCUGGAUCUAACCGAUUGUGUCCAAGAGUUACGCCGACGCGGCAUACAGCUCCCGGAACGGGGUCCUUGGGACACCGAUGAAAUUUACCGGGAAAUGUGCCAGAAGCUCGUCAAGGAGAAGAUUCCCCUCGAUAAUUGACGCUGAAGUAUUCUUCUGGUUUUGCGACAGUAAGCAGUUUGUCAACGGUUAGGAGAUUAUUUUAGCUUACACAUUUAUAUUUCUUGAGAAAGUAUCGGAAGAAGUGGUGACUUAUACUUAGUUUUUUAUUUUAUUUAACACAAUACACUUAAUAAACAU
Molecule: messenger RNA, 7303 nt
Organism: Anopheles nili
Lineage: Eukaryota; Metazoa; Arthropoda; Insecta; Diptera; Culicidae
Gene: LUBEL
Product: E3 ubiquitin-protein ligase lubel
Exons: 23
Coding region: 311-7144 (2277 amino acids)
Biological process (GO): protein linear polyubiquitination
Cellular component (GO): LUBAC complex
Molecular function (GO): zinc ion binding; linear polyubiquitin binding; K63-linked polyubiquitin modification-dependent protein binding
Source: RefSeq, a predicted model, not a curated record